This is a messenger RNA of Closterium sp. NIES-67, 557 nucleotides long. The record is from the annotation of a GenBank genome assembly. Lineage: Eukaryota; Viridiplantae; Streptophyta; Zygnematophyceae; Desmidiales; Closteriaceae.
AGAAUUGCCGAUCUACUUUCUAGGUUCCUGACUCUACUUCGUCACGCAUCGUUCUCCAAGGCCGUUGAUCUCCAGUGCUCAUUUUUUUGGAAGUCCCUGCUUAUCAGACGGCUGACUGCUUUCAGCUAAGCCUCGGCAAUCAUGGUUUGCGUAUUCUGUCUUCUCCCUCUCUUCCUGCUACCUCUAGUCAACAUCCUCCCGCGUUUGUGGGACAAACUACUGGUGCUCGUCUUCCGUCUGAUUGGCCGAGAGUACAAACCCGCGCUUCGAGACGGACCCUCGUGCCCUUACAAACCAGGAGCAAACAAGCCACAACCAGAGGCUGAGCCAGUUCUGGCAAAUGGUGGCGGGAGUUCAGUGAAUGGCUCUGUUGAGUCCAAGAAAGACUCAUAAUGUACGAACGAGACUGAUGCUGGUGGCUUUCUAUUCGCGUUCUGUGUAUAAAUGGUGCCAUUCUUUCUCAUAAUGUGAAUAGCUGCUGGUGCUGCUGAGGCAUGGCUGAUAAGUUGAUAAGUUAAUAGCUUGCUCUUGUUUAGUAACUGAACAUCAGUCACACU